AUCGUCAUCAUCCUGAUCACUAUUGUCUCUAUAACAUUCUCUCUCUAGAACUUACUGAAACUGAGAAAAAAACAGAUAGAAGAAGAAGAAUUCAUCCAGAGAGUACGUAUAGAGAGAGAAAGUAGAAAUGGCUUAGAGAAAGAACAAAUUCUGAUAAUUGAGAUCAAAGAGUACAGAAAUAGAGUAGAGAUUGAGACGUCUAAUAUAUAUACAUAUAUGCGGGAGCGUAAAGGAAUUAGAGAGAGUGCAGCAAUGGAGAUGGCUCCAGUCGGUGUUACGACCAGAGCUCGAGCUCUGGCUGUGGCGACGGCGACCUCCGCACCCGCCAAGAGGUGGAAGGCCGGUACCGGUGGCGGAGAAUUGAAGUUAGUUCAACUAAGAAGUCGCCGCCGUGGAGCUGUCUUCAAGCAAAAGAAUUCAGUUUCGCCGCCGCGGACGUCAGGAAAUUCCAAACGUCGACGGAGUAACGUAGUGGACAGUCGGUGUUCGAGCGAAGCUAGCUCCGGCAGUGUUCCGGCGUCUUGUUGCUCGAGCAACGGAUCGAUCUCGGUCGCGAAGGAGAGCUUGGUCAAUUCUGUAGAUCUGAAGGAGGAGAGUGUUGAGUUUGAAACAUCCACCUAUAAUAUCAACGGCAGAGAAAGAAGACGAGAGACGACACCAUCCAGCGAGCUUCGAGCUGAAUCAGACAACAUGGAUCGGUCGACGGCAAAGACACCAUCCAGCGAGCUUCGAGCUGAAUCAGACAACGUGGAUCAGUCGACGACAAAGUCAACCGGGGAUGAUAAUUCUUCUCACCGGCGAUCGUCGCCGGAGAAGACUCCCUCGAAAAGCGAAAUUGAAGAAUUAUUUGUUGACGUGAAUAUCUUACAGAAAGAGCACCUGAAAGAUUUAAAAGAGAAGUACAACUUCGACUUCGAGAAGGAACAGCCAUUGGAAGGUCCUUACGAGUGGGUUCGACUAAAGCCAUGAACACGAAGGAACAUCAAUGGAAGCCUAGAUCAAGAAACGAAAACCAAUAAUUGAUGGCUUCUUUUGAAAUUAUACUGUUAAAUUCAUCAAAUAUACUAAUUAAUUUUAUUUUUAGCUCUCAUUUUCGUUUUAAGUUCCAGUAGGAGAGCUGUUUUAGGUUGAUGAACAGUUAAACUCUGUUUCUUCUGGUACGAAGAAGCUUCUAAUAAAUUACAGUAAAUUUUAGCCCCAAA
Cornus florida is the source of this 1202-nucleotide messenger RNA. RefSeq names its product cyclin-dependent kinase inhibitor 1-like. The transcript is spliced from 4 exons. Gene Ontology annotation, biological process: negative regulation of cyclin-dependent protein serine/threonine kinase activity. Lineage: Eukaryota; Viridiplantae; Streptophyta; Magnoliopsida; Cornales; Cornaceae. Gene Ontology annotation, cellular component: nucleus. Bases 217 to 969 code for a protein of 250 amino acids. The record is from RefSeq and is a predicted model, not a curated record. Gene Ontology annotation, molecular function: cyclin-dependent protein serine/threonine kinase inhibitor activity.